UUGUCGUAUUUUUUGGAAGCUUCGAUUUUGAGAUCAAUUUGUUAAGGUUUCACCUCAAUAUGCUUGAGGUUUUGGGAGUUUCUUCGCCUACUUUUCUUCAGAAUUUGAUGAAGACAGCCUUUUGGGCUUGUUGAGCUCGAGCUUGUCGGCUCGGGCUAGCUCAUUACAUAUACAAGUUCAAGUUCGAGCUCGAGUUAGAAAAAAAUUUCGAGCUUGAACUCACAAGAAAUAAUCGAAUUGGAUUUGAGUUUGACUCAUUUAUAUUCAGUAAAACAAAAAAGCACCGUUUUUUAUUUUUGGCGGGAAAACGUGUUAAUAUUGUUAAAGAAAAUCAAGAAAAAGAAACAAGAAAUCAAGAUAUCAUAAAACCGUUUCCCUCCUUAGGGCUUGAAUUUGGGGGAGAACGGAAUAUCACAAACUCGCACUCGUCCAGUGAUCGAGAAGAAAGAAAUUGAGAACAUGGAGAAGCGAAGGCGAACCGGAGGAGAGGGCGGCGAUCGGGGAAUGGAAGAGAACACGAUGGCCAUUCUUGACACUUCCGGUUUCAAUAAUUCUAAAAUCUCUGACCACCUCAACGACGAUCGGCGUGCUUUUCUGGAGGCUGUUCGCACUGCUUCUCUUCUACCGGACAAUGGAAGUGCACCCACGCGAAAAAUGUUUGAGGCCAUUUUUCAUAUACUGAAGGAUGCUGAUUCUGUUGACUUAAUAAUUGAAAGUUACCAGCUUCUCAUUGAAUUAGAUAAGCGCUUCCCUCGAGUGUACCUAUCCAAAGGAGAACAAUCAGAUUCAAUGUCACCUUUAAAAGCUGUCUCCCAAAUUGUUAUGGUUGAAGAGGCUUGGUUCCCUUUUAAUUUUGGGUUGGACAGUUACAAUGAGAAGGUGGAAGCCAGAAAUCCUUCAAGAAGUUCAGUGGAUUCCUCGGGUUUCCAUGCUUUAAUACAAGAAAUUGCCAAAGUGGCUACAGAGAUGAAGUCUGAAACAGUAGGAACAACAUUCUUGAAGAACAUGUUACUGCUUCAAUACCUAAUUACUGUUCUUGAAGGAGAUUUCUUGCCUCGUAAUUGCUCGUAUCAAGAAAAUAUGAACUGGAUUAUCUUGAGGGAGUCACUGCUAAACAUGCUUCUGGGCUCAAGAAAAAUAGUUUACAAAGGAUUGGUGAAGGAUUGUUUGUCUCUCAUGUGUGACCUGUCUCAAUUGACUGUAUUUUCUGAAGAAACUGGCUACCUCAAAAAUUCUUCAGGGAAGCAACACCAUGAAAUUGAUUAUGCUAUGGCAUUAGCUUUACCUGAAGUGAAAAAGUGUACAUGCACUGUCCUGAAGACACUUUUAAUCAUGGAGCUAGAUUCAUCACGACGGAUUGCUGAUCAUCAGGGUCUUACUACCAGGGCUGAUGGCGUUAGGACCCCAGUAGUGGACAUCAUUUUGGAUGAACUCAUUUAUGACAAUGAUAUUCUUUUUUCUUUUCUUCAGGUGUUUGAUCCAAAAUGGAAGCUGGAAAUUGUUGUACAAUAUUUCCUGAAGUACAUUACGAAAUAUUCUGUUCAAACAAGGAGGUCAAGUGGUAUGGUCAAUAUUGAGAAUCUUGAUGGAGUUUUGAAGUGCUUGUCCAACAGGACCAGCACGAGAAGUAUCAUAAAAAAGAUUAGCACAGAGUUAAUUCAGUUGCUCUUGGCCUAUGCUUUCCAGGCGUAUCUGCUGCUGUCAUAUCAACAUCUCUCUAAAGGCUUGUCAGAUAAACAGGAAGAUGACAAAAGCAACUGUAUUGUGGAAGUCUGCAAAAACAUGAUAUCUGCUUUUACUUGUCUCAGACAAGAAAACCCGGACACUGAGAUUUUGUGUAUUGGAAAGGAAGCGCUAUUUACAGCUGCUGCCAUGCUCUCAAAAAAAUCUUAAGGAUGUUAGUUGUUAUUAAUGGAACAUGAAGGCAGUCAGCAGAAGUGAUCUAUGUGGGUAUACAGGACAUUCAAGAAUCUGUUUGCUACAACGAUAUCUAUAAAAAUCUGUUUGUUGUAUAUAAAGAGAAACUAAUCUCAGUAGUGACCAUCUAAGAUUUUAUGGCCACAGUUCUUUUUGCUCCUGAAGUAGUGGUAGAAAGGUCCACAGAUCUGGGCACAAAUGCACGCACACAAGAAUGGUAGUUUGAUUUGGCAUGCUUUACUUUUGGUUUUUUAUUAUGUCUCAACAUGCUUGUGAGUUUUUUGUUCUACAAAAAUAACGUAAUUCUGUUUUGAGUGUUUGAUAAUUUUCAAAUCUAGGGAGUUUGGAGAUUACCCAAUUUAACUUAGCGUUGGUAUUGUUUUAAUUUCAGAGGUCAGAUAGCAAGUAAUCUUAGGUCCAAAGUAAAUUUGAAAUGAUAGUAUUAACAGUUCGCUUGAUCCUAUUUUCGUAAGUGCACGCCCGUUAUCUGUAAAAGCUGCCGCAGUAAAAACAUUAAUGAUUCUCUUUGUUUAGUCUUACCACUAAUUAGCGUGUCUCUCCUUACAACAAGAGAGACCAAA
This is a messenger RNA of Sesamum indicum (sesame), 2498 nucleotides long. The record is from RefSeq and is a predicted model, not a curated record. NCBI's taxonomy places the organism in Eukaryota, Viridiplantae, Streptophyta, Magnoliopsida, Lamiales, Pedaliaceae.